UGUGUAUUGAAGUCGACUGCGAAGAGUUCAGUAGCCACGAUAUAUAAAUAAGCCACACGGAAUUAUUCAAUUCCACCAUCACGCAAUUCCCCUCUUCCAAGACACAAUAUCCCACCUAUUGGAGAAACAUCUUUCUAUCACAUUGCCGUCAUUCGCCAUACCGACGACCUCAAACGCCAUGCCGACCUCAGAUCCAUCCAGCCCUAUUCGCUUCUACGACAUUGGCAUGCGACCCCCGGUAGAGAAGAAUGCCUGCUCACCAAAUCCCUGGAAAGCCCGCCUGGCACUCAACUUCAAAGGGGUACCAUUAUCGACCACAUGGGUGCCUUUACCCGACGUUUCGAAAGUCCGCAACAGUCUCAAAGUACCCGCUGUUCGUAAAUUUGGCGAUGGCAGCGACUUCUUCACCCUGCCCAUCAUCGAGGACCCUAACACCGAGGAAUUGGUCGGCGACUCCUUCGACAUCGCAGCCUACCUACAGAAGACCUACCCGGACUCGGGUGCGGGCGACCUUUUCCCUCCUCUGACACUCGACUACAAAUUUGAGAAUACGAUACACAUACCAUUAACCGAGUCUCGCGAGAACCUGUUUCCCGAAUACACCGAAUACGCCAGAUUCAACGUGCACGUCGAUGCAGCCUUUAGCACACACGUGCAGCUUGCGGUCAAGUUUCUUCCGUUCGACCCAGCUUGUGAGGACAUCUGCAAGGCGGAAUUUGUCCGCCGCACGGGCGGCUUUGUUAAAUCUUGGGAGGAGUUUGCGAUAGAAGGCGAGGCCCGAGAGAAGUUACUGGCUUCGUUCCGGGAUACGCUUGGUGGGCUGGCCGAGCUGUUCAAGAAGGAUACUAGUGGGCCCUUCAUACUCGGAACAAGAGCUUGCUAUGCGGACAUUAUCGUCGGUGGAUGGUUGCGGAAUAUGCGCGCGACUCUUCCGGAGAAUGAAUGGGAGGAGCUAAGAAGUUGGCAUGAGGGCAUUUUUGGGCGGUUACAUGAUGCGCUGGAGGUGUAUGCAGAUAUGAAGUAGGGUGUUGUGAAUCCUAGACCAUGUAGGUAAUGCGGCGUUUGUCGGUUUCCGAAAACUAAUUUUUACCUCGAAAAGCGAAUGGGAUUACUGAUCUUCUUUAACCUGCGAUUGUAUUUGCUUACUGGUGGGACUUUUUUUCUCUUUCUUGUAGCAGGAA
This is a messenger RNA of Aplosporella prunicola CBS 121167, 1181 nucleotides long. RefSeq lists its product as uncharacterized. NCBI's taxonomy places the organism in Eukaryota, Fungi, Ascomycota, Dothideomycetes, Botryosphaeriales, Aplosporellaceae. The transcript has a single exon. The record is from RefSeq and is a predicted model, not a curated record. The coding region runs from base 179 to 1024 and encodes 281 amino acids.